ACUCUUUUUUUUUUUUAAUUAUAAAUUAGGGUUUCUGUCACAAUGACUUCUACUACUACUACGACUUCUCCCAAUAAUAAUAAUACUUCUAAUAAUAAUAAUAACAAUACUCCUACUAAGGAAGCAGACGAGGAGCUUGUUGUGGGUCAGUCUGUCGAGGCCGUUCAAGCGUCUGUUCCGGAAAAGGCGGAGACCAUUAGUGCUGGCCGUGCUGAGGAAGAAGAGGUGGGUGUGAAACCGGAGGAUCCGAUGGAGGAAGAUUCGGUGAAUCCGGCUACUGUGUUUUGUAUUCGGCUUAAACAGCCUAGGUCUAAUUUGCAGCAUAAAAUGAGCGUGCCUGAAUUGUGUCGAAAUUUUAGUGCUGUUGCUUGGUGUGGUAAAUUGAAUGCUAUAGCUUGUGCAUCUGAAACUUGUGCCAGAAUUCCGAGUUCUAAUGCAAAUCCACCAUUUUGGAUUCCUAUACAUAUUGUGAUACCUGAGCGACCUACCGAGUGCGCAGUGUUCAAUGUCAUAGCAGAUUCUCCUCGUGAUUCUGUUCAGUUUAUCGAAUGGUCCCCUACUUCAUGCCCUCGUGCCUUAUUAAUAGCUAAUUUCCAUGGGCGGAUAACUAUCUGGACUCAGCCUUCUCAUGGGGCAGCCAAUCUGGUACGUGAUGCGAGCUGCUGGCAGCGUGAGCAUGAAUGGCGGCAGGAUAUUGCAGUUGUUACAAAGUGGCUCUCAGGGGUGUCUCCGUAUAGGUGGCUUUCCUCAAAAUCCGCUGUUGCUUCUAACUCAAAAUCAAUUUUUGAAGAAAAAUUUCUUUCACAACAGUCUCAAACUUCAGAUAGGUGGCCCAAUUUUCUCUGCGUUUGCUCCGUUUUUUCAUCAGGCUCUGUACAGCUUCACUGGUCCCACUGGCCUCCUAGUCAAAAUAGUACAUCAUCAAAGUGGUUUUCCACAAGCAAAGGGCUUUUGGGUGCUGGGCCUAGUGGGAUCAUGGCUGCUGAUGCUAUAAUAACGGACAGCGGUGCCAUGCAUGUGGCAGGUGUUCCAAUUGUUAAUCCUUCUACUGUUGUUGUUUGGGAGGUCACUCCUGGCCUAGGGAAUGAGUUUCAUGCAACUCCGAAGACAAGUACUGGCAGCGAGGUUCCGCCUUCUGUUAAACCACCCAAAUGGGCAGGUUUUGCUCCUUUGGCUGCAUAUUUAUUUAGCUGGCAAGAGUAUAUAUUAUCUGAAGCUAAGCAAAAAGGAAAGUUGACAGAUCAAGAUUUUAGUGAUGCUGUAUCCCUUCAUUGCUCUCCAGUUUCAAAUUUUUCGGCAUAUGUGAGUCCUGAGGCUGCAGCUCAAUCUGCAGCAACUACUACAUGGGGCUCUGGAGUGACUGCAGUUGCCUUUGAUCCAACCCGUGGUGGUUCUGUGAUUGCUGUUGUUAUAGUUGAGGGACAGUAUAUGUCGCCAUAUGAUCCAGAUGAGGGUCCUUCGAUCACAGGGUGGAGGGUUCAACGUUGGGAAUCAUCACUUCAGCCGGUCGUUCUUCAUCAAAUAUUUGGAAAUCCUACUUCUAGUUUCAGUGGGCAGGCACCCAUGCAAACUGUUUGGGUGUCCAAAGUAGAUACAAGCAUACCGCCAAUUAAUGAUUAUAAGAUUUACCAAUCAGCUGCAGGACUGACCUUGGAUGUCAGGAAAGCAACUGAUUCUGGUGUGGAGAAGGCAAAAAGAGUCAGUUUUGAUCCCUUUGAUUUACCAAGUGAUGUCAGAACACUUGCUCGAAUUGUUUAUUCUGCCCAUGGUGGUGAAAUUGCAAUUGCCCUUCUACGUGGUGGGGUCCAUAUUUUUUCUGGUCCAAACUUUGCACCUGUGGAUAACUACCAGAUUAAUGUUGGAUCUGCAAUAGCUGCACCUGCCUUUUCUUCCACAAGCUGCUGUUCAGCUUCUGUUUGGCAUGACAUUAGCAAGGACCGCACCAUAUUGAAAAUAAUUCGUGUUCUUCCGCCUGCUGUCAUGAGUAGUCAAGUGAAGGCCAACUCAUCAACCUGGGAACGUGCAAUUGCUGAGAGGUUUUGGUGGAGCCUUUUGGUUAAUGUGGAUUGGUGGGAUGCUGUUGGCUGUACUCAGAGUGCUGCUGAGGAUGGCAUUGUUUCACUGAACAGUGUCAUUGCUGUAUUGGAUGCGGAUUUUCAUUCUCUUCCUUCUAUUCAACACAGGCAACAGUAUGGUCCUAGUCUGGAUAGGAUAAAAUGCAGGCUACUGGAAGGUACUAAUGCUCAAGAAGUUAGGGCAAUGGUUCUAGACAUGCAGGCAAGGUUGUUGCUGGAUAUGCUGGGGAAAGGAAUUGAGUCAGCUUUACUAAAUCCUUCAGCUUUGGUGCCUGAGCCCUGGCAGGCCAAGGCUGAUACACUAUCUGGCAUUGAUCCUGAAGCAAUGGCUGUUGAACCUGCCCUUGUUCCGAGUGUUCAGGCUUAUGUUGAUGCUGUUUUGGAUCUAGCUUCACAUUUUAUCACACGCUUGCGACGUUAUGCAAGCUUCUGUCGCACAUUGGCUAGCCACGCUGUUAAUGCAGGAACUGGCAGCAAUCGCAGUAUGGUGGCUAGUCCUACUCAAAGUUCGGCAUCUCCUGCGACAAGUCAGGGUCAGUAUGCAACCAAUAGUACACGUUUAAAGGAAGCAGCUGGUCAAAGUGGUACAGCAAGUUCUACUGGAAGCACCCAGAUGCAAGCUUGGGUACAAGGUGCUAUUGCUAAGAUUAGUAGCACCACAGAUGGAGUGUCCAAUUCAACCUCAAACCCCAUAAGUGGUCCAUCUCCCUUUAUGCCAAUAAGCAUUAACACAGGGACUUUUCCUGGAACACCUGCUGUUCGGCUCAUUGGGGACUGCCAUUUCCUUCAUAGAUUAUGUCAACUUCUGCUUUUCUGUUUUUUCUUUCGGCGAACUCAACAACCCCGCCUUGUGGCUGGUGCACAAAGAAAUACGGAUGCAAAUAUGCAAAAACCUCAGCCAGGAGGUCUUGGCAAAGUGGAGGAGAUCAAUUCUGUUUCUUCCAAACCUGCAUCAGCCAUGGUCAGGUUGGAUGAAGGUCAACUAACUAGAACUGGUCAGACCAUACCUGGUGCAAAAGGAGUUGAAGAAGGUCCUGCGAGCCGGCCAAAAUUGGGUUUGGGUAAUGCAGGUCAAGGAUACACAUUUGAGGAGGUGAAGGUCCUUUUUCUCAUACUUAUGGAUCUCUGUCGACGUACAGCAGCUUUAGCACACCCAUUACCCGUUUCUCAGGUGGGGAGCAGCAAUAUCCAAGUGCGGCUGCAUUAUAUUGAUGGCAAUUAUACUGUAUUGCCUGAAGUUGUAGAAGCCUCCCUUGGUCCACAUAUGCAGAACAUGCCUCGGCCUAGAGGUGCAGAUGCUGCUGGACUUUUACUCCGUGAGUUAGAGCUCCACCCACCAGCUGAAGAGUGGCACAGGAGGAAUAUGUUUGGGGGCCCAUGGUCUGAUCCAGAUGAUAUGAGCCCUGUAGAUGAUACUCCCAGGCUAGUACAUGAUGUCAACUCACUUGGAAAUUAUGAAGUUCAUUACGGUGCCCAUGGAUUGUGGCCAAGGAAGCGUCGAAUGUCUGAAAGAGAUGCAGCUUUUGGCUUGAAUACUUCUGUAGGCUUGGGGGCUUAUCUGGGUAUUAUGGGAUCUAGAAGAGAUGUUGUUACAGCGGUGUGGAAGACUGGUCUUGAAGGGGUUUGGUACAAGUGUAUAAGAUGUUUGCGUCAGACUUCAGCUUUUACUUCACCAGGUGCUACUAAUCCACCUAAUCAAAAUGAUCUAGAGGCUUGGUGGAUCAGCCGCUGGGCAUUUGGUUGUCCAAUGUGUGGCGGAACAUGGGUUCGGGUGGUGUAGAUGACUGAUCGUAUAGGACUCACAUCCCCUUGGGUGUUUAGCGGAAACAAUUCCAAACCAGACACUAUGCAUAUAGCUGCUGAUGAUUGACAAUUAUCUGAAGUACU
Messenger RNA from Pistacia vera, 3962 nucleotides. RefSeq names its product mediator of RNA polymerase II transcription subunit 16. Gene Ontology annotation, cellular component: mediator complex. Gene Ontology annotation, biological process: regulation of DNA-templated transcription. Lineage: Eukaryota; Viridiplantae; Streptophyta; Magnoliopsida; Sapindales; Anacardiaceae. The record is from RefSeq and is a predicted model, not a curated record. Bases 43 to 3855 code for a protein of 1270 amino acids. The transcript is spliced from 16 exons.